Ascochyta rabiei is the source of this 2028-nucleotide messenger RNA. Its product is annotated as Rho GTPase-activating protein. Lineage: Eukaryota; Fungi; Ascomycota; Dothideomycetes; Pleosporales; Didymellaceae. The record is from RefSeq and is a predicted model, not a curated record. Gene Ontology annotation, cellular component: cytoplasm. Bases 1 to 2028 code for a protein of 675 amino acids. Gene Ontology annotation, biological process: signal transduction; regulation of GTPase activity. The transcript is spliced from 5 exons.
AUGGCUGCACCGCCAUCCAUACCGCCUGUGACGAGCAGCGACAGCUUUAACCCAGACUUUGACAGCGCCGCGGGGCCAAAUGAUGAUGCGCCCAUUUCGCCCGUAGACGCACCGGCGCCUGCAUCGCCAGAGCAGCGAGCGCCGCCCCAGGACGCGCAGACGCAGCAGCGCGUGCACGAUGUCCUGCACUCAGAUGUUGGCGUGAUGACACUUUUGAGCCGGCUGAAGGCUAGCAUUGCGAGUGCCCGAGAUUUCGCCAGCUUUCUCAAGCGCCGCGGUGCUAUGGAGGAGGAGCAUGCUGGCAGUUUGAAGAAGCUUAGCCGGUUGACCAUCGAUGGUUUGCGCAAAGCAGAUACGCGUCACGAAUCGUACGCGACCCAGUUCGAACAUGUACUCCACGCGAACGAGCGCAUCGCCGACAACGGUACCCAAUUUGGGCUCGCCCUGCACGCUAUGCACGAAAACCUUCUGCAGCUGACGAACAAGAUGGACGGGAACCGCAAGGCGCUGAAGCAGACAGGUCUGGCGGCAGAAGCAAAGGUGCAGGACGCCGAGAAGCUCGCAGAGAAGGCCAAGGCAAAAUAUGACCAGCUGGCUGAGGAUCUUGACCGCGUCAAAACAGGAGACACAGGCGCUGGCAGAAAGUUUGGACUAAAAGGCCCCAAAUCAGCCGCCCAACACGAAGAGGAUCUCCAACGCAAGCUACAAGCCGCAGAUCAAGACUAUGCGAGCAAGGUUCAGACGGCGCAAGUGUACCGCAAAGAGCUCCUGGCGUCGGCACGCCCACAAGCUGUCUCCGGUCUCUUAGAUCUCAUCAAAGAGACGGACGCAGCGCUGACCAUGGAGAUGCAGAAAUACGCAUCAUUCAACGAGAAGCUGGUCGUCAAUAACGGCCAGGUAGUUAGCCCACAACCACUUAAGGGCAGUACCGUGCAGGCCCCACCAAGCAUGAAUCAACUGAUUUACCAGAUCAACAACGAUAAAGACUUUGACGAUUACAUCAUGAACAAUGCGUCCAAGACCUCUGCAGUCAAAUCUGAGCUGCAAUACGUAAAGCACCCCACUCAGGCUCCUGCACAAUCGUACCCAUCCUUGGCUCCAACCAUAAACAAUGACCGUCGCGCAUCAAUACCUCCACAGAUUCAGCCGCCAGUACCUUUCUCCACUCAGCAAUCAGAGGCAAACAGCUCGUCAUUUCAACAGCAGCCUUCUUCCCAGCAGCUCGAGCCAGAACAUCAAGCCGGCUUUCCUUCGUACCAGGCACCGCCCCAGUCCUCGCAACCUCAGGCACCAACAUAUGGGAAUUCUCCCUACUCUCCAGUUGCGGCAAACUCCUUCACACAGGCCGAGUACCCACGGGGACCCGCAGGUCAAGCAACAGCGCAGCAGACGAGCGGCGUCCUGUACAAUAGUCCACAACCUCCAGUCAAUCCGAUAUUUGGUAUCACGCUCGAGGAUCUGUUCCACCGAGAUGGCUCACCAGUGCCCAUGGUAGUCUACCAGUGCAUUCAGGCCGUGGAUCUCUUUGGAUUAGAGGUAGAGGGUAUCUAUCGCAUACCAGGGACCUCCUCUCAUAUUCAACAGAUGAAGGCCCUAUUCGACAGUGACGCAUCACAGGUAGACUUUCGAAAUCCCGAAGCAUUUCAACACGACGUCAAUAGCGUUGCCGGUCUGUUGAAGCAGUUCUUCAGGGAGCUCCCCGAUCCACUUCUCACAAGAGAAUUCUAUAACAAGUUCAUCGAUGCUGCCCGAGUUGACGAUGACACGAUGCGCCGAGAUUCCAUGCACGCGCUGAUCAAUGCACUCCCUGAUCCCAACUACGCAACCCUUCGUGCAUUAGUGCUGCACCUCCACCGGGUACAACAGUCUUCUGAAAUCAAUCGCAUGAGCACAGCUAAUUUGGGCAUCUGCUGGGCGCCAUCUAUCAUGGGACCACAUAAAGGCAACAACAUGGCUGACGCAGGGCUUCAGGCACGCGUUAUAAUUACCAUUCUAGACAACGUGUUGCAAAUUUUUGACGAAGAUUAG